Herpailurus yagouaroundi (jaguarundi) is the source of this 6226-nucleotide messenger RNA. It is a transcript of the gene ZNF280D, whose product is annotated as zinc finger protein 280D. The transcript has 23 exons. The coding region runs from base 914 to 3853 and encodes 979 amino acids. Gene Ontology annotation, biological process: regulation of DNA-templated transcription. NCBI's taxonomy places the organism in Eukaryota, Metazoa, Chordata, Mammalia, Carnivora, Felidae. Gene Ontology annotation, molecular function: RNA polymerase II cis-regulatory region sequence-specific DNA binding; DNA-binding transcription factor activity, RNA polymerase II-specific. The record is from RefSeq and is a predicted model, not a curated record.
CCAGGCCUGGACCCUGUCUUCUGGGCCGCAGAUGCUGCUCUCUAAAGUGAAAGUGAAAUGAGGAAAGAGGGCCAAGUGGUCUGUAGGGGAAGGGUAAUUAGCAUCUGUGUCAAGGUUUACACUACCGUUCCACCGUCCAGGCUUGCCUAACAGAUGGAGUGAAGCUUCAGAGACUCACUGAGGAGGAAGAAAGAGGACCUCCCUCCUGACUCUUUAGAGAGUGGGUGGAGAACUCUUGCAAUAUCCUUGAGUGUUAUCCAGUAAGAAGAUCUUAAACUGGUGAAUUUAUCAUUGGGUUUUCUGUUGUGGUCAGAGCACUCGCUACAUCCUUUCUCCAUCGGGAAGGGGAAAAAAAAAAGCGACACUGUUCCUGCACACACUGUCAGACUUAUGAGGCCACAAUUGACAUACAUGCUUGAAGGAGAAAGUGCUCUAUUGUGUCUUGUUUUUCCGUUCGAAUUAUGUCCUCCUGAGACUGUGGCUGACCCUUAGGCCCAUGGCCGUCCUGAAUGUGAUUGACAUGCGUGAUUAGCAGGCAAGUGAGAGAGAACCAGGGAAAUUGCUAUCAAAACAAUUACAUACAGGGACAUCUGAACAAUGGCUUGAGAGCCCCCAGGGACUUAGAGACCAUCCUAGCUCUGCCACGGAUGCCCUCUGGGACUGUGGCCAAGUCAGAUCAUCUCUUUGUGUCUUCGUUUCCUCCUGUUAUGGUGCCAUGACGUGGACGGGAUCGAAUUCAUCAUUGGACCCCUGGAACCUCUCAUCCAGGACCCCAAGUGUGUGCUUUUGAAGACUUUAUUUCACUCCUGACUGAUUAGAGAUCUACUGGAAGGAAAACAAAUACAAAUUGCUGUCUUGUCUGGAAUCACAUGUACUCAGGUGACAAUUUACAGAAAGUCAACUCUGCAACUUGAUGGGCGACAACCCUUUUCAGCCAAAAAAUAAUUCAAAAAUGGCAGAACUCUUUAUGGAAUGUGAAGAAGAAGAGUUGGAACCAUGGCAGAAGAAAGUAAAAGAGGUUGAGGAUGAUGAUGAUGAUGAGCCAAUCUUUGUUGGAGAGAUAUCAAGUUCAAAACCAGCAAUUUCAAAUAUUUUGAAUAGAGUAAACCCAAGCUCAUAUUCAAGGGGAAUAAAGAAUGGUGCGCUCAGUCGAGGUAUUACUGCUGCAUUCAAGCCUACAAAUCAACACUACACGAACCCAGCAUCAAAUCCAGUAGCUGCCUCGCCUGUAAAUUUUCAUCCUGAAUCUAGAUCUUCAGAUAGUUCUGUUAUUGUUCAGCCUUUGUCUAAACCUGGUUAUAUAACAAACUCAUCACGAGUUGUGUCUAAUAAUUCUUCAGAGUUACUAUUUGAUUUGACCCAGGAUACAGGAUCAUCACAUUACCAAGGGGGACCGACGCUUUCUAUACCAGGUAUGAAUGAAAGUUCGUUUUUAUCAAAACGUCCUUCUACUUCUGAAGUAAACAGCGUUAAUCCAAAAAAACCUAAGCCCAGUGAUGGUGUUUCUGGAAUAAAUUCUUCAGCUGUAUUUCCUUCAGUUAAGUCUCUUUCAGUGACAUCUCCCCAGGCUACAUCAUCAAAAGGUACAAAUACCUCAUCAAAUCAAUCUAAAAAUGGAACACCUUUUCCAAGAGCUUGUCCAAAGUGCAAUAUUCAUUUUAAUCUUUUGGAUCCUUUGAAAAAUCACAUGAAGUACUGUUGUCCAGACAUGAUAAAUAACUUUUUAGGACUGGCUAAAACAGAAUUUUCAAGUACAGCAAAUAAAAACAAGACUGUUGAUUCAGAGAAAGGAAAAUUGAUCAUGUUAGUUAAUGACUUUUAUUAUGGAAAACAUGAAGGAGAUAUUCAGGAAGAACAGAAGACUCACACAACCUUUAAAUGCUUCAGUUGCUUGAAAAUUCUUAAAAAUAAUAUUAGGUUUAUGAACCACAUGAAACACCACUUGGAACUUGAGAAGCAGAGCAGUGAGAGCUGGGAAAACCACACCACCUGCCAGCAUUGCUACCGUCAGUUUCCCACACCAUUUCAACUGCAGUGUCACAUUGAAAGCACGCAUACACCUCAUGAAUUUUCUACCAUUUGCAAAAUCUGUGAAUUAUCAUUUGAAACAGAGCAUAUUCUUUUACAACAUAUGAAGGACAAUCAUAAGCCCGGUGAAAUGCCAUAUAUUUGUCAGGUUUGCAAUUAUAGAUCAUCAUCAUUUGCUGAUGUGGAAACUCAUUUUAGAACAUCCCAUGAAAACACUAAGAACUUGCUAUGUCCAUUUUGCCUCAAAGUUAUUAAAAUUGCAACACCCUACAUGCAUCAUUAUAUGAAGCAUCAGAAAAAAGGAAUACAUCGUUGUACAAAAUGCAGACUGCAGUUUUUGACAUGCAAAGAGAAAAUGGAUCACAAGACUCAGCAUCAUAGAACAUUUAUAAAACCUAAACAACUAGAAGGAUUGCCUCCUGGAACAAAAGUUACUAUUCGAGCUUCAGUUGGACCUCUUCAGUCAGGAUCUUCAACUACAUCUUCCAUUAGUGCAAGCACUUCUACUCUUCAGCUCUCACCUCCAAGGACUAAAAAUAUAACUGCUAAAAUUCCCACAAAAUCUAACACAACCAAACCUAAUACAACUAAACCCAAUACAAGUAAACCUAAUGCAAGUAAGCCUAAUGGAAGUAAAUCUAAAUAUAAAUCAAAAAUCUCUAAUAUACAAAAGAAACAAAGCACAUUGGCUAGUAGCAAUAAAAAAAGUAAAGUCAAUACAGCAUUGAGGAACUUAAGGUAUCGUCGGGGAGUUCACAAGUGCAUUGAGUGUUGUUCCGAAAUAAAAGAUUUUGCAAACCACUUUCCUACGUAUGUCCAUUGUAGUUUUUGCAGAUACAACACUAGCUGUAGCAAAGCCUAUGUAAAUCAUAUGAUGAGCUUUCAUAGUAAUCGUCCAAGUAAAAGGUUUUGUAUUUUUAAGAAGCACUCAGAAGAUCUCAGGGGCAUUACUCUAGUGUGCCUUAAUUGUGAUUUCAUAGCUGAUGUUUCUGGCUUAGAUAAUAUGGCCACACACUUAAGUCAACAUGAAACUCAUACUUGUCAAGUUGUAAUAGAGAAAGUUUCUGUUUGUAUCCCAACUUCUGAACAUCUUUCUGAAUUAAAAAAUGAAGCUCCCACUAAGGAACAAGAACCUGUGUCUGAGGAAAUUACAAGAACUAAUAUGGCUGAAGGAGAAACAGAAACAUCAAAUUCUGAAAGUAAACAAGAUAAAGCUUCUUCAGAGGAAGAAAAAAAUGAAUGUGUUACAAAUUCAUUUGAAGGCUCAUUAGCAACAAAAAAUGAAGAAAGCAUAACAGUGUCAAAUAAGGAAAAUGAUACCUGUCUUGAAGAUCAGAAAACUGGCUUAAAGAAUAUCUUCAGCCAUGAUUCAAAUAUUGAUGCAGAUAAAGUAGAAAAGGAAAAACAAAUAGAGCAUGUUUGUCAGAAAAUGGAGUUGAAGAUGUGCCAAAGUUCAGGAAACAUAAUUUCUUGUGAUCAGAAUGAAGAUUCCAACUCCAGUGAAGCUAAGUUUUCUUCAAAGAAUGUUAAGGAUUUGCGGUUAACAUCUGGUGAUGUUAGCAUUGAUCAAUUUUUGAGAAAAAGAGAUGAACCUGAAUCUAUUAGUUCUGAUGUUAGUGAGCAAGGCAGUAUUCAUUUAGAACCUUUGACUCCAUCAGAGGUACUUGAGUAUGAAGCCACAGAGAUUCUUCAGAAAGGUAGUGGUGAUCCUUCAGCCAAGACUGAUGACGUAGUAUCUGAUCAAACUGGCAGUGUUCCUGGGGAAAAUAGCCCUAGCACAACAGAGACAACAGUAGACCUGGCAGAUGAAAAAGAAAGAAGUUGAAAUUUAUUAGUCAUUCUAAGUUUAGUGUACCAAUGGUAAUAACAUUUGGAACAGUGCUAUCAGGUGAACUCAGUGGUGCUGUUCUGUAGAGUUCAGAAAUAGAAAAUUGUGAGGGAGGUCAUUCAUCUACACUUUACCUGUAUGUUCAAUCCAGGUUAUUAAAGAAAUCAAUUCACCCAUAAUAGCAUGAUUUGUAUUUCCAAAAAGCCUUUAAAACUAUUAUGGAUUUUAAUGAAAGCUAAGUUUGCAAUGGAAAAGUCUCAUUUAACAGUUUUUGAAGAGAAGUUGGUGGCCAGUAUGAAUUGAUUUUUAGAAUAUUAAUUAUAAUGAUAAAGCUUUUGAAACUUCCAUCAGUCCUAAGCUAAAAGUUCUUAGUACCUGUAUAUUCUUUUCAGGUUACUUAAAGGAAGAGAUUUGGAAACCACAUACCUUUUGGGAAUAAUUGAUUUAAAGUAAUGGCUGAUAGGCAUUGUUAACGAAGGCUUCAUUUCGAGUAUGAUGCUGGUAAAUGGGGCAUGCUUAGAGUGCUAAGUUAAUUGAUCUAAUGAGAAUUUGGAUGAACGUAAAGUUAAUUUUGGAUUUAAUAUAACAUUCCAGACUGUCACAAGCAUGUAAACAGAAUAUUUGAAUCUGUGUACCUCCCUACAAGUGUGAGCCUGCAAGGCUGUAAGCUUACCUUAAUUAAACUUUCAGUGAAAGUGACAUUAUUAAUAUGUAAAUUUAUAUUUGUGCUUUUUGUCAGUGUGUAAGCUGUGCAGAAAUCCCUUGAUGUGCUAGUUGUAUAAAAUAGAAACCCAUUGUUGAAACUCCUGUAGCUAUUAUGCUUUUAAUAUUGUUUUAAUGAUCUUUAGAAAUAGACCCAUAAAAAUGGUCUGGACACCAAACCAAAGUAUGGUAUAAUGUAGAUAUUGUAAAGCAGUAAAUGGAAAACAUGUCCUGGCUCAUGCCAUGUUUAAGUGACUUUUUCUUUAAUUGUAAAAUAGAAACUUCAAAUGGGACCUAAAGCAGUGAUGUAAAAAAUUGGUUUGGGACAUUUAGUCUAAUUUAUCCAUAUCCUAUUUUAUCCACAAAAUGGCUGCUAAAUAGAUUUUUCAGUUGUUUUUUAUCAUCUAGAAAAUAGUAGAUAUAGAAAUAAAUAAUAUGGAUAAAGUAGUUUGCUUUAAAGUACUUAAAAUUUUAUUUAAAAUGCUACAUUUUUACUUCUUAAAAUGUGCUUUGAAUUCUUAAAUUUUGUUUCAUUGAAUGUUAAAUGUUAUAAAUGGCUAUUAAAAUUCUGCUGUAUAUAGUAGUUUUUGAGUAAAUAUUUGCAAUAAAAAUCUGUCCCUGAAUAAUUUUAUUUUUCAGAAACCUGCUUGAGUCGGAUUACCUUUGGCGCCUUUAGAAAUUGUAUACUUGUUCAAGGAAAUUUCAUGUUGAAGUUAGUGGUAGGAUUUCAUUCUGUAUUCUUUAAUUGAUGCAUGAUUUAUUUUAAAUUAGGACUUAAAGUACAGGGGAAAAUACUGUUAAUAUUUACAGAGAAUAUAUCUGCUUUAAAAAUUCUUUUAUUGCAAGAGAAAUAUAAUUUACUAUUCUAGUUUUCUAUCUGCCCAGCAAAGUAAAAAGAGUAAACAGGCAAAAUAUAUUAUUGAUUUACUUUCUUGAAAAGGUUUUUUUUUUUUUUUGAGGGGGUCACAUAUUUACAUCUUUCCUGCUACCAAGAAAAGAUAGGGAGAGAGGGACUUUUUAGCUGUUACCCUUCACCUUGUUGAAACAUAAAACUAUAGCAGACAAGAUUUUUGGAGUAAUUUAAACCUUAGAAGUGAAGGAGUAGAAGAAAGUCUAUGUAAAGACUAUUUUCUGAAUCUUAUUCAAUUAAUCGGCUGGCAGAUCACCUAAUGUACAAAACCCUAGAUCACUGUGCCAAAAUAAGUCUCUAAUGACACUGUUAUCCCUUUGAGCUUUGGGUAGUUCCUUCUUCUGUGGCUAUAUACCUUUAGAGUAGUUGUGUUCAACAUAGCUAAUCAGUGAACUGUUUAUGCCUAUCCAUUAGGAGAAGAGGAAACUGUACCAAACUCUAAGGAAAGUCUGGCAAUGAAAACAAAAGUUUAGUUGAAAUAAGCAUCGUAUUUGGUAACAUAAUUGGUUUAUGUUCUCAUACCAUCUCCUUAUUUCCAUUGAGGAACAAACAGUUCAGGUGCACAGACCAAGCCUUUGAGUAGCAGUGCUUUAGAACAGCGGACAGCAAACUUCUGUGUAGGGCCAGAUAGUAAAUAAUUGUGGACCAUACGGUCACAAUUAUUCUCAACUCUUCCUUGUAGCUUGAAAGCAGCUGUAGAUGUAAUGUAAAUAAUAGCUUGUUUGUGUUCCAAUAAAACUUUAUUUACAAAACAAGAA